ACAGACGUCAAAAAGGCCUCACGUUUCCAAAUACGUUUAAUUAUAAUUUAAUGUUUGAGUUUUUUCAACAUCUUUUCAUCUUCAGAUUAACAGUUCUCAACAAAACCUUUUUCCAGUACAAGUAUAUUGCCAAAAAGUGCUUUGCGUUGCACCACCGUAAUUUUUGAAAGAAAAUUGGGGGGUGGCGCAGGCGUCUGAAGGGCCUUAUCACGCGGUCGGUCCGCGCGUGUUUACCAUUGAUAACGCGACUGUUUUCGGACGCACCGGCGCCAGUUCCGUCGCCGCCGCCGAACGCUCGUAACCGGCCCCCACAACGGGAACAUGCACCGAUUCUGUAUCGUGCUCAUGUUCGUGGCCUGCGUCGCGGCGCUAUUGGACACAAAGGACGUUGUAUUCGUCAUACUAAGCCAGGAAAACAGAUAUCAUUUACGACUCGCCGAAAACUUGAAGCAAGACAUUCAUAAGCAGGCGGAGCGCAUCUCCAAGAGUCAUCCGAUAGUGCAUUUGUCCCAUUCGGAUUUUCCGCAUCCCGGAGGCUGGACGAUCUUGCCGCUGAUUCCACGUCUGGCCAACCUGCACAAGGGCAACAGUUCGUGGAUUGUCUUCCUGGAGGACCGGACGAAGGUUAAUUUGAACGUCCUGCUCGACAAGCUCAUUCAGUACAACAGCGACAAAGAAAUUUGGGUCGGACACGCUCUGUACGACAAGGAGGCGUCGAUAAUACAUCACUUCGCGUUUUACGACAAUCCGUCCUACUUCAAGUAUCCGAAUGUUGCCUCCGGCUUCGCCAUGAGUGUGGCGCUGGUAAAAAGAUUGUCGGAAAGGAUAAAGAAACACAAUCUGCCGCCAUCCGACUUCAACAUCGACAACUCCCACGAGCUGGCCCUCUUCGUCUGGGACAACGGCAAAGGUCCGAUGCUGGUGGACGACGCCUCCUUCUGCAUCAGAGAGGAAUCGUACUGCGCCGCCUAUCCGACCACCUUCCAGAUCUGCGGCGAACCCGUCGCAAAGGAGUCGAUAUACUUCGCCGUGAAAACAUGCGAGAAGUAUCACGGGGACCGCGUCCCGGUCGUGAAGAAAACCUGGGCGAGACACGCGGCCCGCGUCAAGUUCUUCAGCGACGUCGAAGACGAUUCGAUACCGACCGCCACGGUGGGAAUACCGAACAGCGAGCAGGGACACUGCAGGAAGACCGUCGGGAUCCUGAGGUACGUCGCCGACGAGAUAAGGACGCAGCCCCAGAUCAAGUGGAUCGUGGUCGCCGACGACGACACUAUUUUAAGCGUGUCGCGGAUGCAACAGUUGCUCACCUGCUACGACAGCGACGAGAUGAUCGCGUUGGGCGAGAGGUACGGUUACAACGUGCAAAACAUGCACAACCACCACGGCUACAAUUACAUAACCGGCGGCGGAGGCAUGGUGUUCAGCAGGUCGCUGCUGGAGGAGCUGGUGCGUCCGGAGUUGUGCGAGUGUCCCUCCCUGACCACCCCCGAUGACAUGUACUUGGGCAUCUGCAUUGCCAGACUGGGGGUCACCGUCACCCACUCGCCGCUGUUCCAUCAGGCCAGACCUGCAGAUUACGCCCAGGGCUUUCUGGAGAUCGAGGAUGCCGUUUCGUUUCGCAAACACUGGAUGAUCGAUCCCAUUAACGUUUAUAAAACGUGGUUUUCGCACGUUGAUUCCCGAAAUGAGAUGCAUGUACAUAAUGAGUUAUAGCAUAUAAUUGCAUAUAGUCUAUUGCCAUUUGUAUUAUUAUUAAGUUUUCUAAUAAAGUUUAUUUUAAAAUAAAA
Messenger RNA from Aethina tumida (small hive beetle), 1790 nucleotides. RefSeq names its product beta-1,3-glucosyltransferase. The transcript has 8 exons. The record is from RefSeq and is a predicted model, not a curated record. NCBI's taxonomy places the organism in Eukaryota, Metazoa, Arthropoda, Insecta, Coleoptera, Nitidulidae. Gene Ontology annotation, molecular function: acetylglucosaminyltransferase activity. The coding region runs from base 322 to 1716 and encodes 464 amino acids. Gene Ontology annotation, cellular component: membrane.